AUGAUCAUCAACCAUGGCAGGCAGCUGGGGAGGAGUCUGCUGCUGCUGGCCCACUACACCACAGUGUUUCUGGCCUUUGUGGGGCGCACUGUGCAGUGGAUGGUGGACGCAGUGAAGUGGACCAGCAUGUUUUCACGCUACACAGUAUCACUGUUUGACUCCAUCUACAAACGACUACACUCGGGGAAGAGGAGCAGAGUCCCUGGUGCAGAGAAAUACAAAACAACAGGAAGCAUUGUGGAUGACCUGCAGGCGGUGGAGAUGCACCUCUGGUGCAAGAAGUUCACGAUCGUGUGCCCCUCAGGUCAGCUCACUCUGCACGAUUUCAAGCAAUUUGUUGGGCUUAGAAGACUGGACACAGAGGCCAAGGCCUACAUAGAGCAGAUGUUCCACACAUUCGACAUGAAUAAAAAACUAGUCAUCUCCCUGCUGGAUUCUGCAGGACGCUAUAAAGAUUUCAUGGAGUAUGUGGCCGCCCUCGGCCUGGUGAUGCGAGGAAAGAUAAAGCACAACCUGUACUGGUAUUUCAAUCUUUAUGAUGUGGAUGGAAACGGCUGCAUUGGCCGACAUGAGCUCCUCAACAUGAUAAAGGCACCUCGUGCGAUCAAUGAAAAUCAGGAAACAACUGCAGAGGACUUCACUAACGGUGUGUUUGACAGAACUGAUAUAAAUGGAGAUGGGGAGCCGUCUUUGGAGGAGUCUGUGGCCAGUGCUCGCAGGGAUGCCGAUUUCAGGGAGGUGAUGAUGAAAAGUCUGGACCUCACUCACAUUGCGGCCAUGAUUUACAACAGGAGUUGCAGAAUUUAG
This is a messenger RNA of Monopterus albus (swamp eel), 807 nucleotides long. It is a transcript of the gene guca1aa, whose product is annotated as guanylate cyclase activator 1Aa. NCBI's taxonomy places the organism in Eukaryota, Metazoa, Chordata, Actinopteri, Synbranchiformes, Synbranchidae. Gene Ontology annotation, molecular function: calcium ion binding. The record is from RefSeq and is a predicted model, not a curated record.